UCCAUCUCCACUCAAUAUGCAACCAACACUUCGUAGAGCUGCAGGCUUUAUCUAUCGCCAAAAUAACGUCCCUCACUACCAGAGGCUAUUCCAGAAAAACGACGGAGUCAGACAAUGGAACAAGGUGCGUAGAGAUGCUAUACGCGCUUACACAGCUGGCGUCUACGUCGACCUUGAAGCAAACGCGUCCCACCCACCUCGUGCCACAAAGACAACACAUGGAUGAAAAGUGGAAGACAUGGAAUCUCUGCUGACUUGGACUGCAUCAGACUCCCCGUAGUAAAUACAUGCUUUACCCAUACUACGCAGUGUUGUGGGGCUCCUUCGGUGCAUCCACUUACUGCAUGUGCCGCAUGGUAUUGGGCCACAAGACUUGGUUCGGCG
Molecule: messenger RNA, 384 nt
Organism: Pseudovirgaria hyperparasitica
Lineage: Eukaryota; Fungi; Ascomycota; Dothideomycetes; Acrospermales; Acrospermaceae
Exons: 4
Coding region: 17-226 (69 amino acids)
Source: RefSeq, a predicted model, not a curated record